CGGAGAUGCGAUCCUACGGAAAACGAAUUCUCCCUGGAAAGUGUAGAAUCAUUCACCAACCGGUUUUCUGUCAGGAAUGUAGGGAAGGUGGAUUCUCUUUGGUGUAAAAUACAUACCAGGAUCUGUGUGCUAUGACCUUGACCAGAGGAUCCUUCACCUACUCCAAUGGGGAAGAAUACCAUGGGGAGUGGAAGGAAGGUCUUAGGCACGGUCUGGGUCAGCUGACGUUCAGUGAUGGGACAUGUUACACCGGACAGUUUGAGAACGGGCUAUUCAACGGCUGUGGGACGCUGGUCUUCCCUGAUGGAUCCAGGUACGAGGGGGAGUUUGUCCAGGGCAAGUUCCAAGGCACGGGCGUGUUCAGUCGCUUCGACGGGAUGAGGUUUGAAGGAGAGUUCAAGAGUGGAUGUGUGCAGGGCUACGGUGUGCUGACGUUUGCUGACGGAGGUCCAGAAGGAGGAGGAGGAAGAGGAGGGACGAGCCACGAAGGCCUGUUUGAGGACGGCCAGCUGGCGGCCCGGGAGCGUUGCCAGGGAACGGUGCAGCGGGCCCAGGCAGCGGCCGCCAAAGCGCGGGCGCUCUCCAAGUGAUCUGUAGCGAAGGUUCCCAGCGACAUCGCCAACGGCAACGGACUGAAAACACGAGCUCGUACCCACAACCCUCUGUUUCUCCACCGCAUCCUGCUCUCUGCGUUUACAACUUCCUCUGCCUCCACGUGUCUGUCCGUUCCCACCUCUAUCUCCGCCUGUCCAUUUACUGCACACCUCCAUCACCAUCUCCACCUGUCUGUCCGUCCCCACCUCCAUCACUGUCUCAAGGAUCGUUUUCUGCACUGCGGUGCCACGUAGGUCUGCCAACAACCUCCGAAGUCAGCUGAACUCCCGAGUCAGGAUCAGCUGAGCCCGGACCCACACCUCGUCCUCUUCGGUCCCGGGUUUUUAAUUCGGCCUACUAGGUUGCCAGCUACCUAGAGCCUAAUCUGUCCCCGGAUCAGCUCCAACUGACACCAGCCAACAUACCAUAUCUGGAAUCGGCCCUGUUGGGGGAUAGGAGGCCAGGCCUUCAGUAUGCAGUAGAAGCCUUCUCAGUCAGUGCCACAUAACCCGACUCAAUCUGUUCUGGGGUCGGGACAAUAACGCCUUUAUCUCAGUGCCAAGCAACCACACUGUGCCAUCAGGCUGGUGCCAGACUUUGGAGCAGAUACCAGGACACUGGUUCUCACCACAUGUCGGGACAAUCUCAGCUGAGUAAGACUGAUGUGAUCCGAAGAAGAAGAAGAAGAAGAAAACUUUGUGGGGGCGGCUUCCCAAGAAGCUACCCGAUUGGGUUAAAUGCAUAGAAAAUAUAACGGCUGAAACAGACUAAGCAUUGAUUAUAUUCUCUGCCUGUAAAUCUCUGCUCAAAGACAUACCCAUAGAUAACCUUUGAGAAAGGUCCUAGUUUUUGUUGGAGCAUAGGCUGGGAGUGGGGGGUGGGGCCGAGGAAGUGGGGUGGGGAUCAUGGCACGGGGCGGUCAAGGGUCAACGACAAGUGUUGCCUGCGAUGACAGCACACCGGUGCGCGCCGGCAACAGCCUCGUGCAAUUUCCACGUCGCCGUGCAACAGUUCUUAAACAAGACUGUGUCCGGCAAAGGGCUGGUGGGCCCUGGUGGAAAGAAGGGCACUGCAUAUAGUAACUAUGGUGUAACAGGGGCUGCAUCCGUAGAGGUGAAAUGGAACCCCCCAAGCAGGACCAAAGCUGGGCCCUUCCUGCGUGCGUAUGGAACCGUUCUAGCGAUGAACAGGAUGUCUCUUUAUUCGUGUCUCACGGCAGUAUAGGGAGUCGCAGAGCGACGGGAAACGACCAGAAAGAUUUAUUGUGCGGUGAACAUUCGUGGCAGAAACAACACACAUUCGACCUGUGAUAUUGCGCCUGUCAGGUGGAUAUUUUCGAUCCGUAGUUUUGGUCUGUAUGUCCUUUGUGGUCAAUUCUAGGAGCCGACUGCUUUUGUUCCUCCCCUGCAAACAAAAAACACAAGUAUC
This is a messenger RNA of Esox lucius (northern pike), 2022 nucleotides long. Its product is annotated as MORN repeat-containing protein 4. The record is from RefSeq and is a predicted model, not a curated record. Bases 132 to 590 code for a protein of 152 amino acids. NCBI's taxonomy places the organism in Eukaryota, Metazoa, Chordata, Actinopteri, Esociformes, Esocidae. The transcript is spliced from 5 exons.